Molecule: messenger RNA, 1017 nt
Organism: Verticillium alfalfae VaMs.102
Lineage: Eukaryota; Fungi; Ascomycota; Sordariomycetes; Glomerellales; Plectosphaerellaceae
Exons: 1
Coding region: 1-1017 (338 amino acids)
Source: RefSeq, a predicted model, not a curated record
AUGGAGUCUACCGAAACCGACCUGCCUCGAUCGUCGAGUGAGGAGGAGGAGGAUGACGAAGACGAAGUAGAUGAUGACGACGUCGAGGAGGAGGAAGAAGAAGAGGAUGAUGAUGAUGACCACAUCAUCAAUGCUCCACUACCUGCCGCACGCAAAGUGCUAAACGUCCCAAACAAGGUGGACGAUGACGAUGAUGAUGACGACGACGAUGAUGACAGUGAAGAGGACGAGGAAGAUGAGGACGACUCUGACUCGGACGAAGACAUGCACGAGCCCCAGUCCGUCCCUCAUAUUACGCUCGCCCCAGAGCCGCCAACAGACCGCACAACGCUGGUUGUUGCCAACUUUACCGUUGAGGAGCUCUCCGAUUUUGACCCCAUGGAUGACAAUCGUGUCGGCGUCAUUCCUCCAACAAGCUUCGAGUACCCCGAAUCAGACCGCUCGCGGUCCCGCUCUCGCGGCGCUGGCAGCUCGACAAGCGAUGUCUCAGCCCCCAAGAACCACACCCAUCUCCCGCACCGACCCCGCCCGUACCCAGACCUAGACAUCAACAUGAUGCAGCACCUCCAAAACCUCAACUGCAGCGGCUCGGAUGACGGUGAGGAAGAGGAUGAUCUCUUCGACGCCUCUGACGAUGCGGCACACAAAGAAUUUGUCCUCGCGCAGCGUGCUCUCAAGAUGCGCAAGCGCCGCUCCCACGGCAGCUCCAUCGGCAAGCGCACGCACUCGGAGCGCAGCGAUAGCGAUGGAAAAGAAGACUUGCCCGACACGCCGUGGGAUGCUGUCGGCGCGAGUGCGCGCAGGCUGAGGCGCCGCGUGGGCGACCGGCGAAGCCUGCAGUUUCAGGACCCGCCGCCCCGAGAGGAUCGAGGAGCUCGAGGGAGCCCGACAGCUGCAGAGGAGGGACGAGGCCGUCUGAUGAGGGGCUUCGGCAUGCUGUUUGGGGACGGAGAGACGCUGGCGCGCGAGCUGCCAUAUUAUGCGAUGGAGAUUAUGGAGAUGGACGAGGAUGAGUAG